This is a messenger RNA of Actinia tenebrosa (Australian red waratah sea anemone), 2290 nucleotides long. RefSeq names its product atlastin-2-like. Lineage: Eukaryota; Metazoa; Cnidaria; Anthozoa; Actiniaria; Actiniidae. Gene Ontology annotation, molecular function: GTPase activity; GTP binding. The record is from RefSeq and is a predicted model, not a curated record.
CUUUAAUCGGAAGUGGCGGCMAUGAGAGGAGAUUACGUCGUUCUUUGGUUUAUAAAGAAAAUUUGAAUCAAGAUGGAGCUUCGUAACCGAAAAACAGACUCUGGAGGAAAUUCUGACAGUGAAGGGGAAUUUAGUGGCAAAUUGCUUGGGAAUCGUCCGAUUCCUAUAGUCGUUGCAACAGAAGAACAUGCGUUUGACUUGGACGAAGAAGCUCUUGCUAAGAUUUUACUCGAUGAUAAAAURAAGGAUAAGAAAGUCGCUGUCAUUUCCGUAGCUGGUGCUUUUAGGAAAGGCAAAUCGUUCCUUUUGGAUUUCUUCCUGCGUUAUUUAGAUCGCAAGGAUGUCCAUGAGGACUGGCUCGGUAAUGAGAGGGAAGCUCUGGAAGGGUUCUCAUGGAGAGGAGGAUCAGAAAGAGAUACCACAGGAAUAUUAUUGUGGAGUAAACCUUAUAUAUGUACUUUACCUAAUGGAGAAGAGGUGGUUGUUCUUCUGAUGGAUACUCAAGGCGCAUUCGAUAGUUCAUCUACUGUCAAAGACUGUGCUACUAUCUUUGCUCUUAGUACAAUGACAUGUUCUACUCAGGUGAGGACACAGUCCAUCUAAACAAUAAACAAUGUAAAUCAUGGUUCAUUGAAACAAGUUCAAUUGUUUACAGAAUAUGGUAAAUUGGCCAUGGAGAGCAAUGAUGUAAAGCCUUUCCAGAGUCUGCUGUUCUUAGUCAGAGAUUGGAGCUUUCCUUAUGAAGYUGACUAUGGCCAAAAAGGAGGUGAAGCUAUCCUUGAACGCAGACUAAAGUUAUCAGAGAAACAGCACCCAGAACUGCAGCAAGUACGAAGACAUGUGAGGGAGUGCUUUGAUAAGAUUGGGUGCUAUCUGAUGCCGCAUCCUGGACUUAGAGUUGCUACAAACCCUACUUUUGAUGGUCGGUUAGAAGAUAUUGAUKAUGAGUUCAAAAAGCAACUAAAAGAGUUGAUUCCUUCACUCUUGGCACCUGAAAACCUUGUAUUAAAAGGUAUUAAUGGYGAAGAAGUGACUUGUAGAGGACUGAUGGAAUACUUCAAGGCUUACAUGAAGAUAUUUCAAGGUGAUGAACUGCCUCAGCCAAAGUCRAUGUUACUGGCCACAGCAGAGGCUAACAAUCUGGCAGCUCUAGCCGCAUCCAAGGAUGCCUACAACAAAGAGAUGGAAACAAUAUGUGGAGGUGACAUGCCUUACAUGGCACCAAAUGAACUGGAAAACAGGCACAACCUUCUACGCAUUUCGGCCCUAGAGCUCUUCCAUAAGACGCGCAAGAUGGGCGGUGAAUCCUUCUGCCAAGAGUACGCCGCACGACUUGARCGAGAAAUUGAAGAAAUUUAUGAAAACUUUGUAAAACAGAACGACAGCAAGAAUAUCUUCAAUGCGGGACGUACACCAGCCAUCCUUAUUACUGUCAUCAUUAUCAGCUAUUUGUUUUCAAGCUUUUUCAAUUCGAUUGGUUUGUCGUCGUUCACACGCAUGUGUAACMUGAYKGUAUKGWUGGGMGUCAUUAUGAUGCUCGUCUGGUUCUAUAUUCGCUUCACUGGAGAGUUUAGGGAGAUUGCGGCGAGACUAGAUCAUCUGGCYGAAUUGAUCUGGGACGAGACUUUCAUACCUCUCUACAAUGUUAUUCUACAACGUGGAGUCCAAGCCGUGACAACUACAGCUACCAACCAGAUGACUUCAAAAAAGAAAAAAUAAACUCACUUUGAUUGACUUCAGUUGUACAAAACUAAAGAUACCAAAUACUGGACAUACCAUACAAUGUAAAUACUUUGUUGCUUGAAAAUUGAAAUACUUAUUAGAAUUAGUAGAAGCCAAUAAUAUGUCGGAAGCCAGUUCAGUGCUGGCCUUACUAGAGACCGGUUUCAGCAAUUCUCAGAGCCGUUCAACUCAGAGGACAAAACAAUGAUUUUUAGUUCUCAUGAGAGUAAGGUUAUGUAUUUUCGUCCUUUGAAUUGGGCUGCAUUGGGAAUAUCCUGUAACGAGUCUAUAGAAAACCAGUUCACUGCAUGGUUGGAUACCAUUUCAGUGUCAGACUUAAAUUUAUCUUACAUUCAGCAAAUAAUCAGACUUGAACAGGUCUUUCGGUUUAAAUAUCAAAAGCCAGGCAAGCUAGCUACUCGUAUGAUUUAAAUGCUCAGCAAAACCUUGAGAGCGAAUGUCUAUGUUUAGUUCUUGUAGGCUCGGUCUAUUUUAUUGCCCGUUAACCUGUUUCAUCAGAUAAUUUGUGAAUAAAAUGUUAUAAUAAAACAGUUAUUAUUUAGUCCUA